UGAGCGUGCAGAAAUUGGAGACGGAAAGUCGCCCGGCUGCGGCCACGUACCGCGAUGCAGUCUCAUCGCACGAUCAACCUGAUUCUGCUAUUCCUCGGAAUGCUAGCGACCAGCCGUGGGCAAACAGCAGGUUUGCAAACAGAUGGGGCCCGGAUUGGAAAACCUGUACUUCAGGACGAGCUGCAAGUAACCGAAGGCGGACCAGAACUUCGUGGGCCACGAUACCAGAGAAGGACCCUGAUUGAUGACCGCAGAAUUCCUUUGCGCCAGUUACAAAUUCGGUCACAGCUCAUCAGAACAGCACUUUUUGAAAAACAGCUGCCUUACAAUCUUAUCGCUAAUCGCGAAGACGACGGAAAUUUCGGCAUUGGAAACCGCUCAAGGAUGCUAUCAAGGAGCGCGCACAUUAGUGACAACUUUAAAAACGCUCGAGGCAUAGCUUUGGGUUCUAGCUGGCAGCCCGUUGGACAUGACCCUCUUCAAACAGAGAUAAGAGCUCGAGUGCGAAGAGAAACACAAAAUACAACUCUACGGCGGCAAAAGCGUUACAUUUGGCCAUUUUUGGCGCUCAGCUGGCUGUAUUUGCCAUAUUUAUACUCAGGACUGUAUGGCUACUCUGCGUUAUAUUCACCAUUUUAUUACAGUUACCCUUACUACACAUACAACUAUGGGUACGGGUAUUAUCCGUACAGGUGGGUCAUUAAUCCAGUCUAUGUGAAUCCUGUCCAACCAACGGGCGCGGCUACGACACCCGCCGCGGCUAGCUGACGGCGUCAUUCCGUUGGUCGUUUUAAUGUCCCAGAAUCGCAAUAAAAAUACGUCUUGAAGAAUGUUAAGUAGACGACGUUCGAUUACUUCCUUUCACUUAGCUUCUAAAUUGUUUCUUUAGAACAGUUGUGUCGUUGUCAAAUCGCUCGAUUCAGUGAAAUAAUAUUAACAAACGGAAGGGAACCAGCAGUUUGCUGCUUCCAAUUCAGUUUCAGAGAACAAUAGGAGAACGCGCAUUUCAAGCACAGCGUAGCAUGCGCACGCACUGUAAAGGAGUUCAGUAUAUAGAUAUGACUACUGCGGUGUUGUGCAAGAGCAGACUUUGCCAUUCCUCGCGAAUGAGUUCAAAUAUGUAAAGCAAUUUUGAGCACUCUGUGGAUAGUGCUCCUGCAUCACGCUAAUUUUGCACUUGCCCACAUUUAUUGUGGUCGGCUUACCUCUGUUUCAAGUCGAGCGAAGAACUGACCAGAUAAUUUUUUUUUCCAGGCUGAGCUUUACCAUUCUUGGCGAGUGAGUUGAAAGAUGUCAAGCUGUCUUGAGCACUAUGCGGAUAGUGCUCCUGCAUUACGCUAAUUUUACACUUGCUCACAUUUAUUGGGGCCCGCUUACCUCUGUUUCAAAUCGAGCGAAGGACAGACCAGACUGUUCUUUCACGCGCCUUGGCACGUGUCUCAACACUGAGAAGAAUGUAGGUGAUGACUUCGGAAAGGGAAGCAAAGCAACUUAUUGACAAUGUAGACACGCACACUAAAAGUAAUUUCGGCACGCACGCGCAGCUGUCGUCUGUGCAAGCACGCUUUGUCACGCGAUUUUUUAGGAGAAAAUCGUAAACUUGACAGAGCAGCCCUAGUGUUCAGACGAAGAUGACCAAACUUAGAUAUGUUCUACUGGCAUGCAUUCUCCUCCAUAUUGGUAAGACCACAGAUUAUUCCUGCUCUCAAUUUUAACUGCAAGCAAAGAGAAAGAAUUUGGGACGGCAGCCGUUUCACCAAACGUGCACAGUGCGUGCUUGGUGAAGCAGGUCUAAUGCUGAAGUGCUGAUCUCGUGAAACGGUGUUUGUUGAUCGAGAUUAUACGUUCUGUGGUCGUUUGCAGUUUCCUCGACCAGUCUUCACCAUAUAUCGAAGCGCACGUAUGGCUAUGGCGGCAGGAUGCGUGGCGGAUACCGUGGUGGCUACGGCGGGUUCGGAGGCUACAGGGGAGUCGGCUCCUACGGCGGCUACCGCAGUGGUGGUUACAGGGGCGUGGGAGGAGGUGGCUACGGUGCAGGACUGAACGCGCUGACCACAGCCCUUUAUGGCAGGGUACUGGAUGGCAUGUACGGUGGUGGCUUCGGCGGAGUUCAGUACAUCUAUGUUCCAGUCUACGUUCCCGUUGACGACGGCACAGUGGUCAUCGUGGAGGAGGGCGGCGGCUUCGACUUCGGCAAUGCUGGUUCGGGUACUAUUGACACGGGAGGCGAGGGAGUUGACUUCGGUGGCACAGGGAACGAAGAGGCGUUGAUGUACCUGAACAGCGGCGACAAAGCGGCCACUCGCGUUAAGCCGGCGAGCAAACCUCUCCGCGUGCGCAUGGGCCGGGAGCGUGUCGUACAGAGGUCUACGGAGCUGGGUCUCGGUAGGACGUACGCAUUGACUCCGCCCAGGAGGAGCCAGCUGCGCAGCCAACAGGGCUAGAGGGCCCACGCCUGCACAAGUCCUCCACUUUCACCUUAGGACAAACAUCCAUAUGCGAAUCGAGAAACUACGUUGCAUGGCUAGCGAAGAAAGUUAUGUACGUGAUCUUAAUGUGUACCAACGCCGUGUAAACAAAAACUUCGUUUUAGGACAUCACGAUAGAUCACUAUAGACGAGACCUGACGAGAUCUCAGAGUGAAUAUUUUGAUUCUAGUGCGCUUGAGUAGGUCCAUACGGUAACACAGGAGAAGCCGUUGCCAGGCAACCUUGAUACGUUUUAUCUCUAAAAUAAAUCUCUGUUGCAGCAUACAUUUUACGAACAUUUUAUAGCCGUUAUUUAGCCCUUUCAGCAGAACACAAGAACGUGCAUUGGGAUUCACAGAGUCGCACUAUAUAGGCAAGAACGUUUUGUUAGCGCGGACGAUUACCAAUAGUGACAGCCGGAGAUGUCAAGGCAACGGCCGAUGGUAAAGAGUGGUGCAUUACUGGACAAUGUCUCUAAGCUGUAAAAUAUAUUAUGCAAGUAGGCUCUCGGCAUGCUAAUUGGUUGAAUGCGCAUGUAUGUUAAUUAUGUGCUUGGGAGCGGAAUGCAGGUGAGGAGCUAUCGAUAUAAGAAGGUUGUUCUGAGUAAACUCGUUCAGCAUUAUUGCAGGUUUACACUCAGUUUGGCUAUGAAAGGAAAAACAAUUAGGGCAAUAGCAUAUGAAAUAGUCAAGCAAUUAGUGAAUAUAGCGUUCUUUUUUUUAAGUGCCACGUUAAUAUGUUUGACUCCGCUUCUUCUUUCCUUAUAUCAUUUUUUUACCGAAAAAUAUAGCUCAUUGCUAAUCUGCAUGGUACGCUUUGAUCUUCACUCUGUCUAAUGCGAUCGAACACUUCAUUAUGACACUGAAAUCUUCAUCUUGGUAAAAUAUUUCCUGUGUUAAUGCUAUAUUCCGUUGCAGCGAAGGCUAGAAUAAGUGUAAAAUAACCGGCCAAAAGACAGUUUACGGGUCUCUUGUUUUCUCCCGGAGAAGUUUAAGUGAAAAAGUUUGAAUCACUAGCAUAUAUUAUUCGGCAACAAUGGGCAAGCAUCCUCCAUUCUUUGAUACCACCCUUUCGAAGUCUGUACAGAGCAAAAUAAAGAACAACAUGGCA
Dermacentor andersoni is the source of this 3578-nucleotide messenger RNA. RefSeq lists its product as uncharacterized. The record is from RefSeq and is a predicted model, not a curated record. NCBI's taxonomy places the organism in Eukaryota, Metazoa, Arthropoda, Arachnida, Ixodida, Ixodidae.